Penicillium brevicompactum is the source of this 5658-nucleotide messenger RNA. RefSeq lists its product as uncharacterized. The transcript has 3 exons. Gene Ontology annotation, cellular component: cytoplasm. The record is from RefSeq and is a predicted model, not a curated record. Bases 1 to 5658 code for a protein of 1885 amino acids. Lineage: Eukaryota; Fungi; Ascomycota; Eurotiomycetes; Eurotiales; Aspergillaceae. Gene Ontology annotation, molecular function: catalytic activity; phosphopantetheine binding. Gene Ontology annotation, biological process: amino acid activation for nonribosomal peptide biosynthetic process; secondary metabolite biosynthetic process.
AUGGGUGAAUACGUUGAGCCUAGCUCAACAACUCAUGUCAUCGAGCAGUUGGUCAAGCCAAGCAAUGGUGGCUGGCUCGAAUCUGUGCCCCUCUCAGCUGUUGGGGAUGGAAGCCAAAAUGAGAUUCUCGUGCUUGCCUGGGUUCUUCUUCUUUCUCGCGGAACAGUCAACAGUGAUGACGGAGCAUUCUCUUGGAGUACAGGUACUGAAAGCUAUGGGUGCCAUCUUGCGAGCGUCAUUGGAAGCGGGGAGACAUCGCUGAGAGAAGCUCUCGGGAUUAUUCAAAGCAUGAACCAUACCACGAAGGAAGAACCAAAUACGCUACUAUUUAGCAAUGCCACACCUGGAGCAGAAUCCACAUUUUUGCUUGAGGCAAGAACAUCGCAAGGUCAACUGUACUUGCGCGGAGUCCCCCAAUCGCAUAUCGCGACACAGCCCGUUAUGCCACUCCUUCCCCAGAUAUUCGCCGACGUCGUGUCCUCGAUUGCAGACAGCCUCGAUCAAACUGUCACGCAGAAUACUCGAAUCGGGGGACGAGAAUUAUCACAGAUAUGGAAAUGGAAUGGCCCAAUGCCUCCUAAAAUAGACCAAUGCAUCCAGAAUAUGAUCAGCGCGGUAUCUCAAGCUCAAGGCGAGCGUCCUGCAGUUGUUUCCUGGGAUGGAACCAUGUCCUAUUCACAGCUUGAGGACAUGUCAACAAACCUGGCUUGCCAUCUGGUCCACCUGGGAUUGAAAGUGGGCCAGGCAGUGCCUCUCUGCUUUGAAAAGUCCAUGUGGACGAUUGUUGGAGUCCUGGCAGUGAUGAAAGCCGGUGGAACGUUGGUCCUGAUGGAUCCAAGCCAGCCUGAGGGACGCCUGGCAACAAUUGCAAACGAAGUUGAUGCAAACUUGAUCUUGACUUCUGAGCUUCAGGCCACCCUUGGUCAGCGAAUCGUACCUGGAGGCAAGCAGGUGAUCGUCGGACCGUUGAUUGCGCGAGAGGAAUUCCGGUCAUCCCCUGUCGCUCUGCCCGUGGUCCCAGCAUCAUCCCCGCUUUAUAUCCAAUUCACAUCUGGAAGUACCGGCAAGCCCAAGGGUGUUGUGAUCUCACACUCGAGUUACACUAGUGGCGCAGUACCGCGAGCUGCGGCCGUUGGGUAUGGAGCCCAUUCGCGAGUCCUCGAUUUCCCUUCAUACGCAUUUGACGUGAGCGUGGAUUGUAUGCUAUGCACUCUGGCCAAUGGGGGAUGCAUCUGCGUCCCAUCGGAAGAUCAGCGAGUCAACGAUCUGAGUGGAGCCAUCCGGAGCAUGAGCGUGAACAUGGCUCACAUGACACCAUCCGUGGCACGCGUCUUGGCCCCCGAUAUUAUGCCCUCAUUGGAGGUCAUUGGGCUGGGAGGCGAGGCAAUCACAGCCAGUGACGCAGCCGAUUGGGGCCAAAAGACCAAAAUCGUCAUCGCCUACGGUCCAUCUGAGUGCACAGUGGGGUGCACAAUCAAUAACAGCAUCCCCGAGGGCAGACUAUACACCAGCAUUGGGCAAGGUGUCGGUGGAACCACUUGGAUUGUAAAUCCAUCCGAUCAAAAUCAGUUGAUGCCCAUUGGUGUUGUUGGAGAGCUGCUCAUCGAAGGCCCCGUGGUGGGCGAUGGCUAUCUCAACAACCCCGAGAAGACCGCAGAGGUCUUCAUCGAAGAUCCCGAGUGGUUGCUUCAGGGUGGAGGGGACUUCUCAGGCCGCAGGGGACGUCUUUAUAAGACCGGAGAUCUGGUACGGUAUGAUCCAGACGGAUCAGGGUGCAUUGUCUUCAUCGGCCGGGCGGACCAACAAGUGAAACUGCGCGGUCAGCGCGUGGAACUUGGAGAAAUCGAGUAUCAUGUUCGCAACUACCUCCCUGACGGUAAGGAUGAUGCCACCCUGGUUGUCUUCGUCGCAGAGGAAAAGAGCGAGAGCACUGGAACCAUUUGCCAAAUCACUUCCUUUUCAACCAAAUUUCAACCGCUUCUUGCUGGUAUUGAUGAUGUUCUUGCCAAAAACCUUCCACGAUACAUGAUCCCCACAACAUAUAUUCCACUGAAUCAGAUGCCACUCAUGGUUUCACUCAAAACGGACCGAAAGCAGCUCCGUGCCCUUGGUCUCAGUCUGACCAAGCGGCAAAUCUCCGAGCUCAAGUCCUCCACGGUGGCCAAAAUACCGCCACGCACCGAUAUGGAACGCAAACUUCAAAAUCUGUGGGCGCGAAUUUUCGGGGAUGUGGAGAUUGGAGUCAAAGAUCAUUUCUUCGGUCUUGGGGGUGACUCUCUGAAGGCGAUGAAGCUUGUUGCUGCAGCAAGGGAGAAUACUCUGGCGAUUCAAGUCACCGAAAUUUUCCAAUCCCCUGUGUUGGAGCAUAUGGCAUUGAAACUUCACCAGAUGGAAGGAAACACUUCACUGGAGGUUCCACCAUUUUCGUUGCUUCCAGCAGACUGGGAGGCAGAAUCAGCCCGCAUCGAAGUUGCAUCUCUGAGUAACUUGGAUCCCUCAGUGGUCGAAGAUGUGUACCCUUGCACCCCUUUGCAGGAAGCGCUCAUGGCACUUUCGGCCAAGUUCAUGGACGCAUAUGUGGCUCAGAGAGUCAUUGAGCUGCCACAUGCUCAAUCUGCAAACAAACUGCGGUCUGCGUUUGAGACUGUAUCAGCACAGUCUGAAAUUCUUCGCACAAGAAUUGUUCAAGUUCCACGUCGAGGUUUGAUGCAGGUUGUCGUGCGAAAGAGUGACCCCUGGCUGGAAGCUUCCACCUUGGAGAAUUACCUGCGUGAUGAUACCCUGAAGGGGAUGUCACUGGGUACUGACCUGUCCCGAUUCGCCACUAUAAACGAUGAAGCAACUGGGAAAAGCCAUGUCGUCCUGACCAUCCAUCAUGCGCUCUAUGAUGGUUGGUCGAUGCCAUUAAUCGUUGAACGCGUGAAUCGCGCCUACCGGGGCGAGGAUAUCGGGAGCCCGGCACCCUUCAAAAAUUUCAUCCACUGGCUCAAUAGCACAGACAGGUCUUCGUCUGAGAAUUACUGGAGAGAGCAACUGCAAGGUGCAACAGCUUUGCAAUUCCCAGUGCUUCCCUGGUCUGGUUACCAAGCUCGGGCCGACUCUCUUUUGGAGCAUUACGUCAAUCUACCAAAUGGCUCAUCCAGCUCAACAAUCAGUAUCGCAACUGCCAUUCGUGGUGCUUGGGGUCUUGUCGCUGCGGAAUACACCUCGUCCGAUGAUGUCGUCUUCGGCGAGACAAUGACAGGUCGUACAGCGCCUGUGGCAGCAGUGGAAGAGAUCGAAGGUCCCAUGAUCACCACAGUUCCCGUUCGAAUCUGCAUUGAUCGAGACUCGCGAGCAUCAACCUAUCUUCAGAAUAUUCAUGACCAAACGGUGCACCGCAUUCCGCAUGAGCACAUGGGUCUGCAACACAUCAGGCGACUGAACGCGCAUGCUCGCGAGGCCUGUGAGCUGCGCACCGGUAUCGUCAUUCACCCAACGAUUGAGGAUAGCGAUGUAUCCACAAAGGAACAACCGGCGACCGCUUUUGUCCCAACUAGCGAGGCAGAGGCUGCUCGAGAGGCAUUGAAGUUCAACUCGUACUCUCUGAUGCUUGUCUUCACUGUUGACAAGAACGGAUUCCUCAUCAUGGCCAGCUUCGACUCAAAGACAGUGGAUGUAUCGCAAAUGGAGCAAGCUCUCAAGCGAUUUGAUCAUUUGAUACAGAAGAUACUCGCAGACCCAUCCCAGAAGAUUCAAAACAUCUAUGACUCUAUCGCGGAGAAGGAUUUCACUGAGCAAGUUCGCCUAUCCAUCAUCGGCCCAGCAAGCCUUCCCACGCAGGAAAUGUACGCCGAUGUCACAGCAACUUGGAUAGUUGGUCCAAGUGACAAGGACACACUCGUUCCAAUCGGGGGUGUCGGUGAAUUGAUCAUUGAGCGCGAAACUGAGCUGCCAGCCGGGGCUCUCAUUGCCAGUCCCACGUGGCACAACAGCCAAGCAAAGCUUUUUGCAACAAAUCAACUGGCAAAGUAUAGAGCCGAUGGCUCAAUCGUCAUUAUUCGCGCGAAGGAUGCACACAUUGGGCAGUCUCAGCCCAGGAUCAAGUCACAAACCAGUGCUUCUCUCACGAGCGUUGCUCAGAAGAAGCUUCAACAACUGUGGGCCCAGGUCUUGGAUAUUCCCUCACAAGACAUUCUUCUGAACGAUAGCUUCUUUGAUUUGGGUGGCGAUUCAAUUCGUGCCAUGAAGCUGGUCUCUGAAGCUCGGGCUGAUGGCCUUCAGUUGACAGUGACCACAAUCUUCGAUCACAGGUCCCUGUUUGAGAUGGCCAAACACACAGUUGAGGUUCAGCCCACAGCAACUGAACAGAGCAAUUACUCGAAGUUCAGUUCACUGGAUACACUUGAUAAAGAUGGCUUGGUUGCAGAAUUGCAGCCUAUGCUCGAACGCCCUGAAUGGGAGAUAAUCGAUGCUUAUCCCACUCGUCCAUUGCAAGAAAUUGCUGUCAGAGGUACUGUUCAGCUCCCUCGAUUCUCCACGAGAUACGAAGUCUUCUACAUGGACAGUCUUGUCGAUCGCAAUAAACUAUUCCAAAGCUGCCAGGAGCUGAUUUCGAGAAACGAGAUUCUUCGCACUGUCUUUGUGGAGCACAAUGAUGUGUCACUGGGAGUUGUGGUCAACGGUCUCCAGUCCGAGAUCAUUGAGUACGAGAUUGAAACUGACGUGGAAGAGUUCAGCCGAAAGGUCUGCGAUGUGGAUGUGCAGACCCGCAUUCCGCUGGGAUCAAGAUUCAUCAAAUUCUUCUUCGUUCGCCAUGUUGACGGCCCCAGCAGCCUCAUCAUGAGAAUUUCUCACGCCCAAUAUGAUGAGAUCUGUCUGCCGAUUCUGCUCCAACAGCUCUCGGCUUUGUAUGAGGGACGAACCGUACCAAAGAGCCUACCUUUCUCGGAGUACGUGAACUAUGUCACCCGGAAGAAUGUACCCGCCAGCAUUCCAUACUGGACGGAGCUCCUUCGGGGAUCCUCCAUGACCCGGAUCCAACCUGAUAUCCCCAUUGUCUCGGGCGCUCAUUAUGCGAUCACCAAGGAUGUCAACAUUUCCGCUCGACCGCGUGAGAUCACCGUCGCCACACUUCCUACCGCAGCCUGGGCAGUAUGCCUUGCACGCCGUCUCUCUCUUGAUGACGUUACCUUCGGUGAGGUAGUGAGUGGUCGUAACAUCGACCUCCCCAAUGGGGAUGCCAUUGUCGGACCAUCUUGGCAAUACGUUCCGGUACGAGUGAAGUUCUCGAAAGAAUGGAGCGCUCUUGAAUUGUUGCAGUUUGUUCAGCGACAACACCUUGAAAGCGCACAGUUCGAAGGAAUUGGGUUGAAGGAAGUUGUCAAGCAUUGUACCGACUGGCCCGAGUCAGUGGAUUGGUUUGAUUCUGUCGUCCACCAAGAUGUUGAACACGUCGAAGGUCUCUCAUUCAUGGCGGCCAGUAGCCGCAUGGAAACGAUUUACCCGCAUUUCGAGCCUUUGCGCGAGAUCAAGGUGCAGGCAUUCCCCAAAGGGGAUACAUUGUGCAUUGAAAUCGUCACUGUUGAAUCAUGGUCGGAGUUCGCCCACUCGAUUCUUGAUGAGAUUAUCAGCAUCAUAGAACAAUUGGUGAAUAGUGUGGAUUCCCGUGUGCUUUGA